AUGUCGUCCUCGACGCCCACGCCCACUGCUUCGGCCUCCGAGACGUGGGUGUGGAACCCUAGCUUGGGGGUGUACUACCACGCCGCCAGCGACAUGUACGCCAUCCCAUCCGCCGGCGAGUGGACGUACUGCACUGCCGCGGAGCUCGCCGCCCGCGGCGGCGCCGGGCCAUCUACCGCUGCCGGGACCCAGGAGAUGGAGGAGGGAGAAGUGGAAGACGAUGUCGGAUGGGGAGGCCUGAUGGACCCGGAGAAACUGGCUCGCGUCGUCGCAAGCACUACUGGACCAACACAUCCGUCAGCGGACGGCGGACGGAGCACGCACGACAACGACCGAGAUCGAGAGCGCUACGGCAACGGACACGACCCAUACGGGCGCAGCGAAGAGCCAGAACCUGAGAAACCCGCCCCCGAUCAUAUUCUGCGCUUCGUCGUGCGCCGAUCGAAGGUACUUCCCCUCGGCGGGGUCGUGCUCCUCGACGCCCGACCUGGUGGAAUCCAGAUCGGGCGCGACCGACGAGGCGCGGGGGAUCCGGCGCGUGUCCGCGUCCGCGAGAUGGAAGUGAGCAAGACACACGCGCUGGUGUAUUGGGGCCGGGAAGGGCGCGUGGACGCGGCGGUGCGUGCCGCGGUGCCCAAACCUGAGGAUGCGGAGGGGUGGUGGAUCGUCGACCUGGGCUCGACGCUGGGAACGUACGUCGCGCACCGCGGGGAAAGGGAGGCGACACGCCUCAGCGAAGCGAAGCACGCAAGUACCCCGCACCCGAUCCGCCACCUCAGCCGCGUGACGGUGGGCACGACGACGUUCACGGCUCACAUCCAUACGGACUGGCCGUGCGGCGACUGCGCGCUUGCAGGCGCUGAGGAGAUCAGGCUCGAGGUCGACGCCGAGACGGCCACGCCGGACGGCGGCUCGCCUGCCCCAUUCGACCCUCCUGUCGGCGCGGCGGCGCGCCGUGGCCAGCGCCAGUUCAAGCGUAAACUGGCGAUGGAUGCUCUCCGCGACACAUUGCUAGGCGAAGACGCGCGGACCGCGCCGUCGCGAGGCGCAUAUGUCGACCGCUCGGCGCAGCGCCGGCGCUUACACGUCUCAUCGCCACCACGCACGAGCGGUAGCCCCGGCCCAGCGAUUAUUGCUCCGCCGCAACCGGCGGGGCCGUCCGCGGCGGCCCGCGCCAUGCUCGCUCGUCAGGGGUGGGCACCCGGCUCGGGCCUCGGCCGCGAUGCCUCUGGUCGCGCGGAGCCAGUCGUCGCCGUGCUGCGGAACGAGCGAGUAGGACUUGGCGCGCGGGGGCAGGUAGCGGACCAGGGCGAUGGCGCGGGCGGAGACUGGAGGUCGAGGGGGAAGCAGAGGCGGUGGGACGAAGUAGCACGCGGAUAG
Molecule: messenger RNA, 1380 nt
Organism: Cutaneotrichosporon oleaginosum
Lineage: Eukaryota; Fungi; Basidiomycota; Tremellomycetes; Trichosporonales; Trichosporonaceae
Molecular function (GO): protein binding; nucleic acid binding
Source: RefSeq, a predicted model, not a curated record